CAGCGGACCAGCGUUUUCGCGAAUCGAUGCCGACCACGCGCACGAACAGCAGUAGCAUCUCAUCGGCGUCGUCUUCAGGCGCGCCGCUGGCUCGCCUGCAGGGGAAAAAGCCUCGGAGGUGUUUCACCAAUGAAGAGGACCUCUGUAUCCUGCGAGUGGUUUCAGCAACGAGGCCGUUUGGCGACGAUUUGAAGUGGAUGACGGCGAUCGAGAACCUGAAGCCAGCGCUUGGACGCGAGCUGACGCUUCGUGGUCUAAAGGACCGCGUAGACCUCCUCAUUGGAUACUGGAGGCAACAGGACACAAGGAACUUAAGAAAGUCUGGGACUGAGGAGCAAUAUGCUGAAAAAGAGCAAAUACUGCAGGACCUAUCGGAUUAUGCAAGGUCCGUGAACUACGUUCCGAAAAUUGCACCCAGAAGUGCGGCCAGUGCCGUGCGGAUGAAGAGGCCGGCAACGCCUUACCGCCUAACCAUGCCGCCAACAAAGCAAGUUCGUGCAGAGGAGGCGGAAGGUCAAGAAUCAGGACAGCACGCUGCUCAGCUGCUCCUCACCAUGCCUGACCAGACCCCGUCAAGUCCCUCUGUCAUCGUUGGUUAUAUGGAGGCGACCGACCAGCACACCAUCGAAAUAAUUCCAGACAACCAGCAGCCCCUGAAGGAGGAGGACGAGGAGGAGCAGUUGCAGCGGACGCAGCUGCAGCGGCAGCAGAUACAGCCGCCGCCUGUAGCUAGACAACAGGCUCUGCCGGCAAUGAAUGAAGGAAUCCGAGGCCUCGAGGGCAUGGAAUUAAAUUUGCUGACAAUGCGUCAAAGCCAUGAGUUUGAGCUACGGCAAAAGGAGCUCGACAUUGAGAAAAGAAAAGUCGAUAAUGAAGAGCGACGCCUAGCUCUAGAGGCGCGAAAGUUGGACCUUGCCGAAAGAAAACACCAGAUGGAAGUGUCCUGCCGGCAACGUGAGCACCAGGAACUGCUCCAGCACAUUGAACAAUUCUUCAGCAAACACACAAAGAAAAUAAGUGAUCUCAUCAACACAAGGCAGGUAUCACAUGAGUGA
Messenger RNA from Dermacentor silvarum, 1055 nucleotides. RefSeq lists its product as uncharacterized. NCBI's taxonomy places the organism in Eukaryota, Metazoa, Arthropoda, Arachnida, Ixodida, Ixodidae. The transcript is spliced from 4 exons. The record is from RefSeq and is a predicted model, not a curated record. The coding region runs from base 27 to 1055 and encodes 342 amino acids.